AUGUUAUAUCUCCGGGUUUCCGGCUCCGUGAUUCCUCUGCGUGUUUUAGAGUCGGAUUCGAUUGCUUCAGUGAAGCUUAGGAUCCAAACAUGCAAUGGAUUCGUGGUAAAGAAGCAAAAGCUUGUUUUCGAAGGCAGGGAAUUGGCCCGGAACGAUACUCUCAUUAAGGACUACGGUAUCACUGGUGAGAAUGUUUUGCAUUUGGUUCUUAGACUUUCUGAUCUUUUGCAUAUCACUGUUAAGACCAUUUGUGGAAAGGAAUUUGAUUUCCAUGUUGAUCGACAUCGAAAGGUCGGGUACCUGAAGCAACGGAUUUUGAAAAAGGGGAAAGGUUAUGAUCCAGAGGAUCAAGAACUUUUCUGCAACGGUGAAAAGCUUGAUGACCAGAGGCUUAUUGAUGAUAUUUGUAAGAACAAUGAUGAUGUUAUUCACCUGGUGGUUCAGAAAUCUGCAAAGGUUAGAGCUAAACAUUUUGACAAAGAUUUGGAGCUUUCAGUUGUGGCACCAGUUUCUGAUGAAAGAAGAGAAGGAGUCAAUGGAGUAGCCAACCACCGACCCGAGGGGGUUCCAGUUGUAACCUGGGAGUCGGCUUUUCGAAAUCCAGAUUUCUUGUUGGAACCAAUUAUUGUCAAUCCCAAGGUUAAAGUUCCCUCUUAUGUAUGGGACAUGUUUAACUCUACAUUUAAUGGUUUGCAGAAGGGCAAUCAACCUAUAAGAUCCUCUGAGGGGACUGGAGGAACUUACUUCAUGCAAGAUCCUUCCCAAGAGUUUAUUUCUGUUUUCAAGCCUAUUGAUGAGGAGCCUAAUGCAGUGAACAAUCCCCAUGGCUUGGCCGUAUCUCCGGAUGGUGAAGGUUUGAAAAGGGGAACAAGGGUGGGAGAAGGAGCCCUGAGGGAAGUUGCAGCAUACAUAUUGGAUCAUCCCAAGGGUGGGCCUCGCAACUUAUCAAGAGAGGCUAUUGGCUUUGCUGGCGUGCCUCCUACAGUUUUGGUUAGGUGCUUGCACAAAGGCUUUAAUUAUUCCAAAGGGUAUGAAGGCUCAUUAAAGAAUGUUAAGAUUGGGUCAUUGCAGAUGUUCAUGAAGAAUGAUGGAAGUUGUGAGGACAUGGGUCCUAGUCGUUUCCCCGUGGAGGAGGUGCACAAGAUUAGCGUGUUUGAUCUAAGAAUGGCAAAUGCCGACAGGCAUGCCGGGAAUAUUUUGUUUAGAAAAGGGAAAGAUGGUCAGACUGUGCUCAUUCCAAUUGAUCAUGGAUACUGCCUUCCUGAGAAUUUUGAAGAUUGCACAUUUGAUUGGCUUUAUUGGCCACAAGCUUGCCAGCCUUAUUCUCUUGACACCAUUGAGUACAUAAAUUCUUUAGAUGCUGAACAAGAUAUUGCACUUCUGAAGUUUUAUGGAUGGGAUAUUCCUAUUGAGAGCGCCCGCACGCUCCGUAUCUCCACUAUGCUUCUGAAGAAAGGGGUAGAGAGAGGUCUCACCCCCUUUGCUAUUGGGAGCCUAAUGUGUAGAGAAAAUAUAAACAAAGAAUCAGUGAUUGAGGAGAUUGUGCGUGAAGCUCAGGAUUCCUUGCUCCCUGGAAUGAGUGAAGCUGCAUUUCUUGAAGCCAUCUCCGAGUUCAUGGAUUUGCAGCUCGACAAGCUUGCAAAAUAA
This is a messenger RNA of Prunus armeniaca (apricot), 1647 nucleotides long. The record is from the annotation of a GenBank genome assembly. NCBI's taxonomy places the organism in Eukaryota, Viridiplantae, Streptophyta, Magnoliopsida, Rosales, Rosaceae.